This is a messenger RNA of Cydia splendana, 4058 nucleotides long. It is a transcript of the gene Papst2, whose product is annotated as adenosine 3'-phospho 5'-phosphosulfate transporter 2. Gene Ontology annotation, cellular component: endoplasmic reticulum membrane; Golgi membrane. The transcript is spliced from 6 exons. Gene Ontology annotation, biological process: transmembrane transport. The coding region runs from base 161 to 1276 and encodes 371 amino acids. The record is from RefSeq and is a predicted model, not a curated record. Gene Ontology annotation, molecular function: 3'-phosphoadenosine 5'-phosphosulfate transmembrane transporter activity. NCBI's taxonomy places the organism in Eukaryota, Metazoa, Arthropoda, Insecta, Lepidoptera, Tortricidae.
CUAGAGUUGUUGGAGGAGGAGCUUUGAAAAUAGAGGCUACGUGUCUCGAAAUAACAAGUGCAUUUAAAUUAUCUUACCACAUAAUUUGAAGAGGUGACGCAAGAUGAAAACAAAAAUCACAAUGAAGAUUUAAAACGACAAGAAUCUUUCUAAAGACACAAUGUCUUCCAAAGACACUAUUAUUAAGAUUGAUGACUCAAGAAAUGGUAGAGAGAGUCAAAAAACUGAGAUUAAUAUACUUUGCCUCAAUCUAACGCCAUAUAGCCAGCUAACACAGUUCAUAUGUUGUUGUAUAUUUGUAUUUAUAUGCUAUUUAGCCUAUGGAUUUUACUUAGAGCUCAUAUUCUCUGAGCCGGAGGUGAAGCCUGUGAGUUUGUAUAUAACUUUAGUACAAUUUAUUAUUACUAUGGCGCUCAGUUAUGUGGAAUCGUUGAUAAGGAAUCCCAUUAAGAGGAAAGUACCAUUAAAAGUAUAUGCUCUACUGGCAGCUUUGACACUUGGAACCAUGUCACUCUCAAACCUAGCCCUAAGUUACCUGAAUUACCCAACACAGCUGAUCUUCAAGAGCUGCAAGCUCAUACCGGUGAUGAUUGGGAGCAUCAUUAUACUGGGGAAGAGAUACGGUUUCCUGGACUAUGUUGCGGCUGUGGUCAUGUGUAUAGGCCUUACUAUGUUUACUUUAGCGGACUCAAUGACAUCUCCAAACUUCGACAUAAUCGGAGUGAUCGUGAUAUCCCUAGCCCUCCUCUGCGACGCCAUCAUCGGCAACGUGCAAGAGAAGGCCAUGAAACAAUUCCAGGCGUCCAACAAUGAAGUGGUUUUCUACUCUUAUGCCAUUGCCUGCGUUUAUUUAGUAGUCAUUACUGGAAGCACGGGGAUAUUGACUAAAGGAUAUGUUUACUGCUCAAAGGUCGGCAGCCCGCUAACCAUGUACGCCAACAUAUUCCUCCUAAGCCUGAGCGGGUACCUCGGGCUGCAGGCGGUGCUGACGUUGGUCCGGAUAAGCGGGGCCACGGUGGCGGUCACCGUCACCACUAUGCGGAAGGCGCUGUCUAUCGUCAUAUCGUUUGUGCUGUUCAGCAAGCCGUUCGUCUUCCAAUACGUAUGGUCCGGCAUGCUGGUCGCCCUGGCGAUAUACCUGAACCACUACAGCAAAAAGAACCCGGGCUAUGUGCCCGGCAUAGUUCUCGCUUGCUUGCAUUACACGCAGUCCUGCUACCAGUCAGAGUAUAGGUAUUUAAGAAUGAAGUCCAAAAUUUAUGCAGAUACUGUAUAGUUGUUAAUUUGAUUUCAUUGGGUCAUAGAAAAGUUAAGGAUGAUUCACGCUAGAUCGGGCCAGGGCUGGUCCGGAGCUUCGUUUUCUAUGGAAAGCACCACGUGAUCACCGAAAAGCUGUCAUAGGAAAUGACACGUCGGACGCCUCGGCCCGGUCUAGCGUGAGUCAUUCCUUUAUACCGCUGCCGCUGACCGCUACACAGCUGCACACGACUAGGUAAAAUUGACGAAAUAUAAAUUAAGUCGAUAUUGUUCAAACUUGUUCCGAGAGAUCGGCUCACUUUAUAUUUCGUCAAUUUUAAGCAUGUGCCAGACGGCAGACAACCACAGUUUCUGCAAGAUGACCUUGGUAGAAGCGAGGUAGAAGCGCGGCUGUCUGCAUGGUUUAAUACGAGCCCAAAACUUCAUGGUUGGCAAAGCACGCUGUCUACCAAGGGUGUUUAAAGGUCAUGCGGAAUUUGGUUUCAACCACUUGCUACAUGGCUUAAAACCACUGCUUUUCUACCAAGGUCAUCUUGCAGAAACUGUGGUUGUCUGCCGUCUGGCACAUGCUUUACAUAAGAUUUUAUAAAGUUAGCUCGAGUUUUGAGUCUGAAUUCGGAGAACUCGAUACAGUUUUACUAGACUCUGCCUGCACCUGUAUCUAAUACAGUAUAUUUUUAGAGUAUUUUUGAAGUGUAACUCAAAAGGCCUCUGGUCCUGUAAUAAACAUUCCGUGAUUCAUUAUUUACGUUCUGUCUAAAUAAGAGUAAAAACAAAUGAUCAUACUUGGAUAUGAAGACUCGAUACUUUGAUAUUUGUUGCAGAAAUGAUGAGUCUAUUCAAGAAAGAACUCAAGUGUCUCAAGUUUUUAUUGAGACCUAAUAAACGAACUAAUGAAUGACUAAAAACAGAAUUGAGUGACAAUGGGGACUUAAAAAACCGGCCAAGUGCGAAUCGGACUCGCGCACGAAGGGUUCCCGCACCACCUACGCAAAAAACGGCAAAAAAAUCACGUUUGAUUGUAUGGGAGCCCCACUUAAAUAUUUAUUAUAUUUUGUGUUUAGUAUUUGUUGUUAUAGCGAAUAUAGCGGCAACAGAAAUACAUCAUCUGUGAAAAUUUCAACUGCCUAGCUAUCACGGUUCAUGAGAUACAGCCUGGUGACAGACAGACGGACAGCAGAGUCUUAGUAAUAGAGGAAGUUACAUAUUUCUUUGGUAAUAGGGUCCCGUUUUUACCCUUAGGGUACGGAAGGAACCCUAUAAACAGUACGUGUUGUAUGUGUUCUACACUCGUUUUCAUAUGUAGCAGUCAGUUGCGGUCAAUAGGUAAUGAAUUGAACGGCAUAGCCGGUAGUAUAUUUCUAAGAUGGACUUGUCGGUAUUUUUAUAACACCCAAGAAUUCAUCAGUCUUUGUACAGUUUAUAUCUACAAUGUUCGAAAGUAACACUAGUCUCUUACCGUGGCCGGCGCUAGCCCAGUGUGUACAGGGGCCUUUAUAUAAAUUGGUUUGAAAGGGACGACACUACAGUGUUGCCACUUUUUAAUUUCUACUCUUUUUUGCCAAGCUGUAUUUAAAUAUUCUAGAAUCAAUCCUUUACAUUGUGAUAAAUACUUAUUUAAAAUAUUAAUUUAUGAUUAUUAGGGUGGUAUUCCACCUGUCCAAUUUCCUGGUGCGUGCAUUGCGUCUCACUCUCUCAUUAAGCAAAAUGUGAAAUGCAAAAACACAUUGGACUAAGAAAUUGGACAGGUGGAAUACCACCCUUAGCAACAGUUACUUUAGUAAUUGUAUGACAAAAUACGAUACAAGACAUUAGAUUAAGAAUACAUUUUGAAGUAUUAUGGUAAAUAUUGUCACAAAAUGAGAUUACGAAUGUCGCAAAUAUUGUACUACCUUUACUUACCUAAGGUCGACCGGGAUAAAUGAGGUAAAUUCGUACGUAAAAACGUACCUUGAGGUAAAUUCGUCUUUUAAGGAUUUCUUCGAAACAAAACAUUUUAGAACUAUUGCAACCCUCUCUGUUCGAUGUGUGGUCAGUUGGUGUCUGAACUUUUAAUGCAGACGGCAUAGUAUAGAAUAUAUCUUUGAAAGACGCAUUUGCCUCGGUUGACCUUAUUUAAAACUCCGUUUUUAUUUGAGUACUUUUGUACUGAUUUUUUCGUAUAUUUAUGUUCAAAGCUGUAAAUGUAUUAAAUAGGAAUAAAAAUACAUAUUUUAUAUCAAUGACAUUUAUUUCAUUGUAUGUACAAAAUCUUAAAAAUCUAGUCAAUUUUCAUACAAAAGUGUCGAAAUUUAACGUGUUUGAAUAUUUGGAAUGUUAUUUAAGACACUAUUUUUCAUUGGCUUUAUACACUUCCUAAGAUGAUGAGAUGAUUAAGUGAAUAAAGCAAGGGUUUAAUACUUGUUAGGGCACUUGCACACCGCCGCGAUUUCGCCACUACUUUGCUAUACAGGCCAAGUAUAAAGGCAGUCUUACACUUGUGACAAAACUGACCGCAAAUUGUACAGCAAAGCCGUCUUAUAAAAAACCACAGCGAGUGGCCAGGCAUACCUAAGUGUAGAAAAACAGAAAAUAUUACAUUAGGUAACCAACAUUAAGAUCAAUGAUCAGUCGUUUAAAUUGAAAUUAGUUUAUAAAUAUUUUACAAUUGUUACAUAAUAAUUCAGCCUAUAUACGUCCCACUGCUGGGCACAGGCCUCCUCUCAUGCGCGAUCUACAGGCUUGUCAGGGACAAUUGUUACAUGUCAAUAGAUAAUUGGUCAAAAUUAUAUUAAAGUUACACAGGUCACAAGUUCUAACUA